CAUGCCUGGUAAAACCUGGCUUUUGAUGGGGAUCCUGGAAGGGCAAUGCCCCAGGAGUAACAGCAGUAAAUAGGAAAGAGACCAGAUCUUGGAAAACUUUUAAAUCAGGCUCCACUAUGGUGCUUUGUCCCUUCCGAACUGCCUGUCAAAAAGAACAUUCUCUGGAGGAUAUUAGGGUAAUCCAGAGCCUGACACUGAUGAUGAACUGCUUCUCACCUUCCCACAGAUUCAUUCAUUAUUCCAGUUCAAAGCUCUCCUGAACAUCCUUGCUAUGCCAGGCACAUGGCCUACCUCCCUCAGGAAGCUCUGUAUAGCCUAAAGCCAGAUCCCAGCCUACAGAGUCAGAGGAAAGGUGGCUGUGUCUGGCAUUAGCACUUUGCAAUUCAAUUCUUUCCGUCUGCACUGCUGUAAAAGCAGCAGACCUGAUGCCGGUACUGGGUGAUCUCCGGAUACCAGGAAGUCAGGCUCAUGGAGAGGGAGAAAGGCUGCACUUGAUGCACACUGGCUGUUUCUCUAUGGGUGGUGGGCAGAAGGAGGGGGAGAAAAGCUGGAGCAGUGGUGGUGAACCUGUGGCACGUGUGCCUCAGUAGGCUGUUUAUACCGUGAAAAGUUCACCGUCACUGAGCUGGAGAGUGAACCUUGCAGGCCAGAAACCAAGAGGAAGCAGGCCUGAUCUUUCCACACAAGCAGCCCCAGCCUCUCUUUAUCCCCAAGGUUAGGAUGGGAAUAAGAGCUUCUGCCACUUCCCGGAACUUUAGACUAGCUUUACGGCGCUAACAAAGACAUGUAAUGGGCAAGCAGAGAGCCUUCGUGGACAGAUUUGCCAGUGCUACGUGCAAGGAAGAAAAAGGAAUGAAUUUAAAAGCACUUCAUAAGGCUGCUUUUACUAGGAGCUGUACGAGGCUUUGUAGGAAGAAAUUACACUGCCUUCAGUUAAGGCUGGGGGAUUGGGACUCAGGUAGGUGCAGGGCAGGACCUUAUUACACUGCUUCCUGUUUAUGCCUCAAACCUAGAACAGUCAGCACACAGGUAGGUAUGCAACAGAUGCCAAUGAAUGCAUGGAAAGCAGCCUUUGCCAUCAAGGGAGGCCUUAGCUCUCAAAGGAGCAACUCGGAUUGCAAACGCCUCUGGUCACAGGCCAGGGUGGAAAUCGAUAUCUUUUAUGCUUUUCUGAAAUUACUGGAAUCAUUUUUUCAAGCUGCUGGGGCUUCUGCAGUUCAGAGGACAGUCAGCAGAAGGAGGGUGUGCGAAAAAUGUGAAAAGAAACUUGGUACUGUUAUUACGUCUCACACAUGGAAAGAUGGUGCAAGGAACAGCACAGAAAAUGGUGGAAGGAAGCUGAACGAAAAUAAAGCCUGGACUUCAAAAAAGACAAGAUUCCAUCCCUGUGGAAAGAAUGAGUUCUCCACUUUCAGAAUUUGUAGAAGUUCUGUGCACCAGCCAGGUUCUCAUUAUUGCCAAGGUUGUUCCUACAAAAAAGGCAUCUGUGCGAUGUGUGGGGAGAAAAAGGUUUUGGAUCCCAAAAACUACAAGCAAACAUCUGUCUAGAUGAUGAAAUCUCUGGCUUUGUAUAAUUUUACUUUCUGCUUUGAAUUGUCAAUUUGUAGAUGUUUAAUGUAGAUGUCUAAUUUGUGGAGUAAUCUGUUUUGAGACAGGUGAUUAAAUUUAAA
Molecule: messenger RNA, 1670 nt
Organism: Fukomys damarensis (Damara mole-rat)
Lineage: Eukaryota; Metazoa; Chordata; Mammalia; Rodentia; Bathyergidae
Biological process (GO): cytoplasmic microtubule organization
Cellular component (GO): dendrite
Molecular function (GO): microtubule binding; PDZ domain binding
Source: RefSeq, a predicted model, not a curated record